Molecule: messenger RNA, 1308 nt
Organism: Candidula unifasciata
Lineage: Eukaryota; Metazoa; Mollusca; Gastropoda; Stylommatophora; Geomitridae
Source: the annotation of a GenBank genome assembly
AUGUUGUUGUGGGGUCUGGUGGAGUUUGGUAGCGCCUACAAGUCUACUGGUCUCCUGGACGAUGUCUUGGACUCUGUACGAUGGUCACUGGAUUACUUUUUAAAGGCACACACGGAAAAGUUCGUCUUUUACGGCCAGGUUGGUGACCCCUAUGUUGACCACGCCUACUGGGGUCGACCAGAGGACAUGGAUAUGACCCGGCCAGCAUAUAAACUGACACCUGAAUCUCCAGGCAGUGACCUCAUCGGCGAGACCUCUGCAGCAAUGGCUGCUGGUUAUGUUGCCUUCAGAAAUAUAGAUCCCGCCUAUGCUCAGAAGCUGCUGUCGCACGCCAAGGAUCUGUUUGAAUUUGCAGACACCUUCCGGGGCAGUUAUAGUGACACCAUAGACAACGCCGUGGAGUUUUACGGAUCUUCAAGCGACGAGGACGAGUUGGCCUGGGCGGCCGUGUGGCUGUACCGGGCCACUGGCAACAGGUACUAUCUCAACAAGGCGCAGUACUGGUUCCGUCUGGCGCCAUCUUGCUGGGCUCAGAGCUGGGCAGACAAAACCUGCGGAGUGUCGGUGUUACUGUACAAGCUGACAAAAGACAGACAAUACAAGUCUGUCAUCGAGAGCACAUUCUCCCAAUGGUUACCAGGAGGUCAUGUCCACUACACGCCCAAGGGGCUGGCCUUUAGGAGCGACUGGGGAACUCUGCGAUACACAGCUAACAUGGCGUUCGUGGCGUUAGUGGCCGCCGACUUGGGCAUCCAGCCAUCCAUCUAUAGACCCUGGGCACGCCGUCAGAUUCACUACAUGCUUGGUGACAGCGGACGCAGCUAUGUGGUCGGCUACGGAUACCGCUUCCCUACAAGACCUCACCACGCUUCCAGUUCCUGCAAAUCACCACCCCACCCCUGCACAUGGGCAGACUACAGCAAGUCGGAGCCCAAUGCACACAUUCUGUAUGGGGCUCUGGUAGGGGGCCCCGACAGCGAGGACAACUUCUUGGAUGAACGCGAUGACUACAUCCACAACGAAGUUGGCUGUGAAUACAAUGGCGGCUUCCAGUCAGCCAUUGCAGACAUUGCAAGUUUUAACAAAUCACCAAAGCACAAGAUCCAUACAGGAUGUCAUUUUAAAAACCAUAUUGAGGAAAGACAUGCGCGGACGAACAACACAAUUCACAGAUUACCCAGAGCUACAAAUGCAAGCUGCUUUAGCCGUGAUAUGAAAUUAGAGAACACGCAAUUUACUGGCAAUCACCUGAAAACUGGGGAGACCAAGAAUAUGACAAUAAAUCACUCAAUGAAUGUGCUUCGUUAA